AUGGACUAUACAUCCCUACCCACACCCGACCACUGCGUCGCAGACUUCUGUCUGAUCCCAAUCGGUACCGCGUCGGCUUCAGUCUCGGCCCAAAUCGCCGAUGUCCAGCGACUGAUUGAGCAAUCCGGUGUUAAAUAUGUGAUGCACUCAGCAGGCACUACUUUGGAGGGAUCCUGGGACCGUGUUCAUCAGGUUAUUGGUCAGGCGCAUACAAUGCUCCACCAGCAAGGUGUUGUGCGGAUUCAGACUGAUAUCCGGGCUGGGUCUAGGACGGAUAAGGUACAGUCUCCUGAGGAUAAGGUGAACAAGGUGCUGGAAUUGUUGGGGAAGAAAUAG
This is a messenger RNA of Penicillium odoratum, 336 nucleotides long. RefSeq names its product thiamine-binding protein. NCBI's taxonomy places the organism in Eukaryota, Fungi, Ascomycota, Eurotiomycetes, Eurotiales, Aspergillaceae. The coding region runs from base 1 to 336 and encodes 111 amino acids. The transcript has 4 exons. Gene Ontology annotation, cellular component: cytosol. The record is from RefSeq and is a predicted model, not a curated record.